Messenger RNA from Dictyostelium purpureum, 606 nucleotides. RefSeq lists its product as uncharacterized. Bases 1 to 606 code for a protein of 201 amino acids. The transcript has 2 exons. NCBI's taxonomy places the organism in Eukaryota, Evosea, Eumycetozoa, Dictyosteliales, Dictyosteliaceae. The record is from RefSeq and is a predicted model, not a curated record.
AUGAAUAUUAUAAAAGCUUUAGUUUUCUUAUCAUUCAUUAUUUCAUGCCAAUCUCAAUUAAUUCUUAUCAAGGAUUUUUUAGGUGGAGGUUGUAAUACAGUUUCAGGUGGAACCAUUUUAAAACAAUCAAAUUGUAUUGUUUACAAUGGAGUACCAUCAAUUUUUACAGUAACAGAGUCACAUGGUGGUAUUGUUCAAACAAAAUUUGAUGAUCAACUUUGUCAAGAAAAUAUCAUAGAUAAAACUUUUUAUAAAAUGAAUUUUUGUAAUACUACAAACUCAGAACAACCUUUCGAAGCAACAAUUACAAAAACUCUUAAUCUUCCAUAUAACACUAUUGUCUCGGUUGCAUACACUCAAAAACAGUGUAAUGGAAAUUUUAAUGAUUCAUUUACUUCAAUUAGCUAUCAAUUACUUGAUCAAUGUUCUACAAAUGGCACAUAUUCAUCAAAUUUAUCAUGCAAUGAAAUAGGAUCAACUGUUUACACUUACGAAGGACCAAUAUGCGGUGGUGCACCACUCUCUGUAGAUACCUAUCAAUUCCAAAGUUUCUGUGGUAAUGCCAACGAAGGUAAUAACAAUUACUUAGAAUUUUGUAAUGUUUAA